Molecule: messenger RNA, 2768 nt
Organism: Columba livia (rock pigeon)
Lineage: Eukaryota; Metazoa; Chordata; Aves; Columbiformes; Columbidae
Product: noggin-2-like
Exons: 1
Coding region: 1123-1761 (212 amino acids)
Biological process (GO): negative regulation of cell differentiation; osteoblast differentiation; negative regulation of BMP signaling pathway
Source: RefSeq, a predicted model, not a curated record
GCCGCGCGCCGGGCGCGUAUUUAACUUGGGCGGCGAGCGGCGGCGCGGCAGUGCGCGGCGGGCGGGCGGCGGGCCGCGGAGUGGAGGGCUUCACGGCGCUGCCGAGCCGGACUGCACCGACCUGCACCGAAACGCGCUGAACCGAGCCGAGCUUCGCCAGGCCGGGCUGCACCGCGCCGAGCCGGCUCAGCAGCGCAGGGCGCGGAGCGGGCGAAGCGCGGAGCAGCGGCUGGAUGCGCUGAGCGCGGCGGGGCCGACUGGGCCCCCGGAGCAGCGGCAGCAUGGGUCGCCGGGGUUGCUGAGCGGCGGCCGAGCCCGCCCCUGCCCGCCCCCUCCGAGGAGCCGCGCGGAGCGGCGGGCGCCGUCAGGGACCGCUCCGGGAGCCGGGGCGCGCCGCAUCGCCUCGCCGCGCUGGUGCCGGGGGUUUCCCCCCUCCGCCGAGGAUGCCCCGGGGGCCCGCGGGCCGCCCCAGCCGCUCAUCAUGAGGAGGAGCCCGGCCGGGCCGCGGGCGCUGCCGGCGCCGCCCGCCGCCGCCGCCUGAGCCCCGCGCCCCGGCGGUGCCCGCGCAGGGGCCGCCCGAGCGGGCCGCGGCGCCGUGACCCUCCUCCCCGCCCCCUCGCCCGGCUAUAAAGGAGGGUUUUAUUCUCGGGCUCCGGUCUCACGCCAAACCCUGUCACACCGUCUAGACAAGCUGUCGUGGGGCUCGGCCCAGCUGUCACCAUGGCGAUGGAGACGAGUCCGCUGUGAAUUUUGGGGGGGAGCGAGCGAGAGCGGCGAAGGAGGAGGAAGGCUCGGCCGCCUCCCUGCCCUGCCCUGCCCCGCCGCCGCCCGCGGGGGAGGCACGGACCCCCCCGGCGCUCUCGGCCGCGGCUGGAGCCGGCCCGGCGGGGAACCCCGGGGAGCCAGCGGCCGCGGGCGCGGAGCGAGCCUCAGAUGCGUCUGUCACACAACCUCGGCCGAGCUAUUUAAAGUAACGGGCCUCGCCGGACUUUUGUCUCUGCCUAUUUAUGAGUCCCCGGGAGCUGGCAGGCGCCGCCGGGCAGCGCUAGGAGCCGAGCCCGCCGCGCCAGCCCCGCGGGGAAGCCAGCGCCGAGCCGGGGCCGGCGGGGGCCCUCCCGGAGCAUGACGGCGAUCCGGGCGCUCCUGCUCUGUUCCUGCCUGGGGCUGCUGCGACUGGGGGGCGGGCAGCCCUUCCUGCGGCUGCGACCCUCGCCCAGCGACAACCUGCCCGUCAAAGACAUCGUGGAGCACCCGGAUCCCGAGUACGACCCCAAGGAGCAGGACCUGGACGAGAGGACUCUGAGGAAGAAGCUGGGCAGCCAUUUCGACCCCGGUUUCAUGGCCGUGGCCGUGCCGGGACCGGCCAACGCCUCGGGCGCCGAGGCGGCGGCGGGGCGGGGGCGGGCGGCGCUGCCCGCCGAGCUGCGGCGGCUGGAGCUGGGUCCGCCCCAGGGACCGCGCCUCAAGGUGGGCAAGAAGGCGCGGCGGAAGGUGCUGCAGUGGCUCUGGGCGUACACUUACUGCCCCGUCCUCUACACCUGGAAGGACCUGGGCGUCCGCUUCUGGCCCCGCUACAUCAAGGAGGGCAACUGCUUCGCCGAGAAGUCCUGCUCGCUGCCCGAGGGCAUGUUCUGCAAGCCCGUCAAGUCGGUCACCAAGACCUUCCUGCGCUGGCACUGCCAGGGCUGGUCCAGCCAGAAGUACUGCACCUGGAUCCCCGUGCAGUACCCGCUCAUCUCCGAGUGCAAGUGCUCCUGCUAGCCUCCCUCGGCCCCUUGCACUGCCGCCUUCUCUCGUUUGGAUGAUUUUUUGGGGGGGUGGUUGUUUUGAUUUUUUUUUUUUCCACACUCCCAGCGCGGGGUGGUAGGAGGAGGAACCGUUGUUGGUGAGGGGGGUUGUUUUGUUUUUUUUUGUUGUUGUUGGUUCUUUUGGACUUAUUUUAAUGUUAUUUUAUUUGAAAGGGGAAAAGCAAACCCAGGAACUGCAGGGCAGGCCAAAGGCACAGUAAAGCACUACAAUCAGAUGUCUAUUUUUAUACAUAUAUAGCCUUCUAACAAAAGGAAAAUAAAAAACUAAAAAAGAAAAAACAAAAAAUAAAAGAAAAAAAAAAAAGAAGAAAUUACCAGCCGUGUAAAUAGAGAGAUUUUAAAGGAAAGGGGCGAAAUCGCAGCUGUUUUUUAUUAUUAUAAUUAUUAUAAUUAUUAUUAUUAUUAUUUUAAAGACAUAGGACCACAUUUUAAACCCAUCCUCACAGAACCUGAGCACUUCCCUGCUGAAGGGAAGGGCAGAAAUUUCCUGUAAAGAUGAUUUAACAAAAGGAAAAAGGGGGGAGGGGGUAAAAAAAGGGCAAAGAAAGAACGGCAGCAUCCCCGAAGACGGUUAUUUCUCUGUGCUGUAUUUUUUUUUUUUGUCUUCUUCAGACCUUGUCACUGAUGUUUGAACUAAUUUGCCAAGCUCUCUAGGAUUUUUUUUUUAAGUGUAUAACAAUUAAUUAAGGAGGAAAUUUUAAAGAAAAGUACAAAUCUAUGACAGAGUGGAAUCAUUUUGUUGUGUGGGAAUACAUAUAGUCAUGUAGAGAUGUUAAAGGAAAUUUUCUGUGUACAGUUUAUUUAUUUUUAAUGUUUGUGUAUAGGAAAAAAAGCUAGAGAUUAUGCCAGAAACUAUUGGAAAUGUUUACUUGAAUAUUCCUUUAAAAACAUAUCAAUGUAAAUAUGAGCUAUCACUGAUCGAAACAUUUUUAGCAAUAAACUCUAUCUUUGAAGAAAAAA